AUAAACAACAGAAACAAUCGAAUUUAAUAAUAGCGUGGGAUAGAAUAGGGGACAAGUGGGAUAAUGCGAUCUAGAUUUGCUAAGAUCUUUCAGUAUCUCUUCUUCAGUCUUUUUCUAGAUUUCUUCCUUCACUAUAUCUACUACUCCCACAUUACCAAAUAGAACCAUCCUUUAUUCCUUACUAUAAUAUUCACUUUUUCUUAGUUGGAUUCUAUUUUGAAACAGAGACCCAAUAUUUGUAUUGGUAAUAGAAUUGGAGAAAAUGGCACAUGAGUUGCAUGUUCUUGCUGUGGAUGAUAGCCAUGUUGAUCGGAAGGUUAUUGAGCGAUUGCUGAAAAUUUCUUCUUGUAAAGUGACGGCGGUGGAAAGUGGAAGGAGUGCUUUGCAAUAUUUGGGUUUAGAUGGAGAGAAGACUUCUGUGGGGAUUGAUGAUUUGAAGGUAAAUCUGAUACUGACAGACUAUUCUAUGCCUGGGAUGACUGGAUAUGAACUUCUCAAAAGAAUUAAGGAAUCAUCGGCAUUGAGCAAGAUCCCCGUUGUUAUUAUGUCAUCUGAAAAGAUUUUAGCUCGCAUUGAUAGAUGUUUGGAGGAAGGGGCUGAAGAAUUUCUACUGAAGCCUGUGAAGCUCUCUGAUGUUAAACGUCUCAGAGAUUUUAUACUGAGGGGCGAGGGGGAUAAGGAAGAAAGAGAGAAGAAGAUCAAAGAAGGAAGUUCAAGAAAGAGAAAAUUCCAAGACGAUUCAUCGACACAACCAAUGCCAUCUUCUUUAGUUACAGGCCAUGAUAUACAAUCAACACCAGAAUCUUCAGCAGCAUCAGUAUCUCAAUUCUCAAAGCAACACAAGAUUGGUUAACACAGAAUCGGGUUAGAUAUGACACAUAAUAUUUUGCUCUCUAAUUCACCAGCUGUACAUGUUUAGUUCCUCCAUUUUGGUAAGAGAAAUGAGCUCUAUAGAAAAAGCUGGGAAAUUCACAUGAUUUCCUAUUGUUAUUUGUAACAAACCCGGGAUAUUUUGACAUUAAACGCUAUGGCAUUGCCUUCUUAGCAACCAAAUCUUGUUGUUAACUUCUGUUUUUGUUUUCUUCGUGCAUUUGUUUGUUUGGUUACGCUUGGGCUGGUCUUUUUUGAAUUUGACCACCAAGAGUAUAGUCUAGUGAUUCUGGUGGAGUUUGAAUUGAAUUCUUAUUGUUUGUCUUUUUUCUUUUUCGGCAUAUUCCAAUGUAAUAGAAGUAGAAAAUUAAUUU
Messenger RNA from Nicotiana tabacum (common tobacco), 1244 nucleotides. Its product is annotated as two-component response regulator ARR6. The record is from RefSeq and is a predicted model, not a curated record. Lineage: Eukaryota; Viridiplantae; Streptophyta; Magnoliopsida; Solanales; Solanaceae. Gene Ontology annotation, biological process: phosphorelay signal transduction system; cytokinin-activated signaling pathway.